Messenger RNA from Cryptomeria japonica (Japanese cedar), 956 nucleotides. RefSeq lists its product as uncharacterized. Lineage: Eukaryota; Viridiplantae; Streptophyta; Pinopsida; Cupressales; Cupressaceae. The transcript is spliced from 3 exons. Gene Ontology annotation, cellular component: intracellular anatomical structure. The coding region runs from base 120 to 692 and encodes 190 amino acids. The record is from RefSeq and is a predicted model, not a curated record.
AUAAAAAAGCCACCUUUGACUUGUACCAUGCCUACUAAAUUAACCAAUAAGUUUGGGAUAUUAAUUUCACAGGAGAUCCCUGUAACCUUAUUCUCUCUUGCUUUCUCACAGAAAGAAAGAUGGCGUUGAGCUCGAAACAGAUCGCAGUGUCGCUGGAGCUUCAACCUCAUCCUGAAGGAGGGUACUACAAGGAGACCUUCAGAGACGCUUCUGUUACCCUUACCAAAUCAAUUCUUCCACCUGAAUACAAAGUGGACAGGCCCCUUAGCACAGCCAUAUAUUUUUUACUUCCAUCUGGGAAUGUUGCCCUUUUGCACCGGAUUCCCUGUGCAGAAACAUUCCAUUUCUACUUGGGAGAACCUCUGACGGUCUUUGAGCUUGACCCUAACGGAGGCAUCACACAAACAAUUCUGGGCCCUGAUCUGGCAGCAGGACAAAAAUUGCAGUAUUCUGUUCCACCAUUUGUUUGGUUUGGGUCUUAUCCAACAAAGGAUAUUGAGAGCUACUCUAGUGAUGGUAGCCUGCUAGUUAAAGCUCCACCUAGAGAUCCCGAGAUGCAUUAUUCCUUGGUUGGCGUCACCUGUGCACCUGCCUUCCAGUUCCAAGAUUGCGAGUUGGCUUCAAGAUCUGAACUACUGUCAAUAAACUCGAUUGCCAAACCCUUUAUUGAGUACCUAACAUCUGAUGACUGAAAAUUGAUGAAUGCAAUUUCAUUUCCAAUAGAUCAUUUUUAAGAUUUCAAGUGUCUGCACAGUCUGUUCAAGAGGAAUCGAUGCACUAUCAAAAAGUUGCAAUAGUUGGUCAAUGUUAUUUGUUUUAUCUUUAUAGGCUGUUUUAGAUGAAACAAUAUACUCUCAGAAAAUUGCAAUGGAUUGCAGCAAGGCUGCUUGUUUGAUCUAUAUAGGCUGUUUUAGAGGAAGCAAUAAAAAGCAGAAAAUUGCAAUGAUUUGUAGCAA